CCCCGCCGCCCGCCGCCAUGUACCUGCACCCGGAGGCUGCCCCCGCAGGGGCUCCCUCCCGCGAUGUCCUCCUCGUCUCAGCCAUCAUCACCGUCAGCCUUAGCGUCACCAUCGUCCUCUGCGGGAUCUGCCAGUGGUGCCAGCGCAAACUGGGUAAGCGUUACAAGACUUCCCUGGAGACUGUGGGGACUCCGGACUCCAGCCGAGGCCGCAGUGAGAAGAAAACCAUCAACGAUCUAGACAGAGACUUUUGGAAUAACAAUGACAACACAGUGCAGCAGAAAUGGAGCUCCUACCCUCCCAAGGAGUUUAUACUAAACAUUUCACCUUACGCCCCGUACGGUGACCCGCGCCUUUCCCUCAAUGGCUCUCUGUUAUCAGGGGCCAAGCUGACGGCAUCGGCCGCGGCGGGGUUGGCUGGGGACCGCGACGGCCGCCCUGGGGACAAGCAGCGGCUCGGCGAGGACGGCCUGAGGAGCAGCAUCUCUGCCCACAGCGAGCCCGGCGCGGGGAAGGCAGCGCGAGGCCGCUGGCACACGGUGCAGAGCCACUUGGCCGCAGGGAAGCUCAGCCUGUCCAAUUUCGAGGACUCCACCUUGUCCACAGCCACUACCCUUGAGUAUAUCCCCACCUCAGCAGGCGACCCCAAAUGCCAGAGGCCCCGCACGCUCAUGCGCCAGCAAAGUCUGCAGCAGCCCCUCAGCCAGCACCAGCGCUCCAACCACAGCCAGCCCACCACCAGCCAGAGCCUGGGUCACCUCCAGGCUCACAGCGGCUCCUCGGCCGGCACCGGCACCGGCACCGCCCGGGGCUCCCGCGGGGGCCAGGCGCGCCCCGGCAUCGCCGCCGGCUCCAAGCAUCAGACGGCCGGCGGCCGGAGCCGCUCCAACCCCGGCAGCUGGGACCAUGUGGUGGGGCAGAUCCGCAACCGCGGCUUGGAUAUGAAGUCCUUCCUGGAAGGCCGGAUGGUGGUGUUAUCCCUGGUUUUGGGACUCUCAGAGCAAGAUGACUUUGCCAAUAUCCCCGACCUGCAACCCGCUGGGACGCAGCCGAACCAGCCGAACGCUCAGGGGGACAAGAGGUUACCGGCCGGUGGCAAGGCGGUGACCACGGCACCGGUGCCCGGGCAGCCGCCGCACGAUGAGUCCGACCGCAAGACGGAGCCUCGCUCCUCCGUCUCCGACCUGGUCAACUCCCUGACCAGCGAGAUGCUCAUGCUCUCUCCGGGCUCCGAGGAUGACGAGGCCCACGAUGGCAUCAGCCGGGAGAACCUGGGCCGCAUCCAGUUCAGCGUCGGCUACAACUUCCAGGAGUCCACCCUGACCGUGAAGAUCAUGAAGGCGCAGGAGCUGCCGGCCAAGGACUUCAGCGGCACCAGCGACCCCUUUGUCAAGAUCUACCUGCUCCCCGACAAGAAGCACAAGCUGGAGACCAAGGUGAAGCGGAAGAACCUCAACCCGCAUUGGAAUGAGACCUUCCUCUUCGAAGGGUUCCCCUACGAGAAGGUGGUGCAGCGGGUGCUGUACCUCCAGGUGCUGGACUACGACCGCUUCAGCCGCAACGACCCCAUUGGGGAGGUGUCCAUCCCCCUCAACAAGGUGGAUCUCACCCAGAUGCAGACCUUCUGGAAGGACCUGAAGCCCUGCAGCGAUGGCAGCGGAAGCCGUGGGGAGCUGCUGCUGUCGCUGUGCUACAACCCCUCCGCCAACUCCAUCGUGGUGAACAUCAUCAAAGCACGGAACCUCAAAGCCAUGGACAUCGGGGGCACGUCAGACCCCUACGUGAAGGUUUGGCUGAUGUACAAGGACAAGCGGGUGGAGAAGAAGAAGACGGUGGUGAUGAAACGGUGCCUGAACCCCGUCUUCAACGAGUCCUUCGCCUUCGACAUCCCCACGGAGCGGCUGCGCGAGACCACCAUCGUCAUCACCGUCAUGGACAAGGACAGGCUGAGCCGCAACGAUGUCAUCGGCAAGAUCUACCUGUCCUGGAAGAGCGGCCCCGGGGAGGUGAAGCACUGGAAGGACAUGAUCGCCCGUCCCCGGCAGGCAGUGGCACAGUGGCACCAGCUGAAGGCCUGAGCACCCCCACCACCCCCCCCCCCAAACCAAGGACUGCGGGGCCGGGGGUCCCCCCACCUUCCCAGCGCCCAUCACCCUUCCUCAGGCCUCCCAGGUGGGAGGGAGCUGAGGCACCAGCAGGACAGCGCCCGGCUCGUGGGGACCCUGCGGUAGGAGGGGGAUGGAGCCCACCAACCCCUUUGCUUUCACCUCAUCCCAGCGCUGGGGUACCCAGGACCCACCCCCCAACCCCCCCCCCCCAGCUUGGAGAUGGGUGCCAGACCCCCCCCAUCCCCAUCCCACCAUUGGGCAGGACUUCAAUGAGUGCUUCCAGCCCCGCUCCCUGGGAGCCCCUCUGCCCCUUCCCAGCCUCAACACACCCCCCCCCCCCAUUGCAGGGGGCCAGGCAAGAGGGGUCCCCCCCUUUCCCUUCCCCUUCCAGCUCAAUAGAACCUCUCCGAGCCGUCAGCGUCGCCUGAGCAGGGCCAUGGAGCUCCCCCCUUCCAUUGCCCAUCCUCAUCCCCACCGCCCUCCCCAAACCCCCUGUUGGGGUGGGAUGGGGAAGGUGGGGGCACCCAUGGGAGGGGGUAACCCCCAUUCCCGGGCCAGGCGCGGGCUCCUGGGAUCGGAAGCCAUGACACAGUUCGAUAGCCAAAGCGGGCUCGUUUGUGCACUGCCUUUAGCUGGGUUUGAUGCUUUACCUCCGUCCAUGGGCUCGCUGGGAGCAGGAGGUCGAGAACCCCAUCCUGGGGCUCACCCCACUGCGUGGGGACCACCCCCCCUCCAUCCUGCCCCUAACCCAGCUUUCACCCCACGUUACCCCCACCCUGGGCUUGUCCCCAUAGGGCUGGGCAAGGGACUGGCCUUGACCCAUGUGGUGGUACCCACAAAGGGAUGCUGAGCCCCAGAGCAUCCCCUUCCAGCCAGGCUGACCCCCAUGAGCCCUGUGCCCAGCGCUGGGGUCCCUGGGGAUAGGGGACGGAGCAAGUGCCAUUGUCCCCAUCCUGGGUAGGUGGCAUUCCUUGGGGCAGCCAGCCUGGCAGGAGCAGUGCCAGCAUCUCCCAUUGGGAUUCAUGUGCCAGAUCCCUGCCAGCUCCCUGGGGUCGAGGCUAUGGGACCCUCCUGGGAGCCCCAUGGGGUGCAGGGGUUUGGGGGUGACAAUGGUGUCACCCUGUGGUGGUGAGCUCCCCAUGGGGCACAUGGGUGCUGGCAGGACCCCAGCAGCACUGGGUAUGAUGUGACAGCACCCACAGCAGCAGGAGGGGAAGAGGUGGGUGCUGCCAGCUCCGCAGCCAUCUCAGGUAGGGCACAGCCACCCAUGGGCACCCAUAGCGAGCCCAU
Messenger RNA from Pezoporus flaviventris, 3398 nucleotides. RefSeq names its product synaptotagmin 7 (gene SYT7). The record is from RefSeq and is a predicted model, not a curated record. Gene Ontology annotation, biological process: regulation of dopamine secretion; calcium-ion regulated exocytosis; vesicle fusion. The transcript has 13 exons. Gene Ontology annotation, cellular component: synaptic vesicle; axon; synapse. The coding region runs from base 18 to 2078 and encodes 686 amino acids. Lineage: Eukaryota; Metazoa; Chordata; Aves; Psittaciformes; Psittacidae. Gene Ontology annotation, molecular function: calcium-dependent phospholipid binding; clathrin binding; calcium ion binding.